CAGAAAUUUGCCUAUAGCGGACUAAAUUGCAGGGCCAAAAUGAAAUUCGGCGCCGGAAUCAACUCGUUACAAUCAAACUUUGACAAAUUCCAUGCAAUAGGAUACCACACGCGGGGACAGGAUAUCCGAUACAUAAGUACGUACUAAAGGCUGGUUUUCAGGUGUUCACGCCCUUUUGUUCUUCGAACUCUCUAUCGCCCAGUGGAUUUUAUGGGCGUAGGAAAAACUUCGUCCUUCGUGUUCCCUUUCCACUCCUUCAACCGGUUGUCAUGGGCUUGUACGACGAGUCACUAGGUGUCCUGCUCCUCGGUAUAAUCAUUAAUACCUAUUUCUUCGGCUUCGUAACUUAUCAGUAUAUGUCUUAUUUCAACCGCGGAUACAAGGAUAGUCUUUGGGUCAAAGCCACGGUUGCUUUGUUGUGCCUGAACGACACCGUGUAUUCUGCGUCUUUAAUUUAUAUGGCAUGGCUUUACUGCGUCCAACAUUAUGGCGACCCCACGAUCUUGACAAGUGUUCCAUGGCCUUCUUCGUAUACCCCAGUAGCCAACGCCAUCUCCUCUAUCUUGACGCACCAAUUCUUGACGGCGCGAACCAGCCGUCUAAUGGAGAGUAAGAUGGUCUAUGUCGGGAUCAUGACGCUCUCAAUGGGAAACUUUGUUGUUGCGAUUGUCGCUGCGGUAAAGUCCUGGAUGGCUAAAAAUAUUUAUGAUCAACAGACCCUCAAGGAAUACCUCAUUGCGUGGCUUAGCUUACAAGCGGCGGUCGACAUUAUAGUCGCAGGCACCCUUUCCUAUGCACUGUACCGUGCUCGUACAGGUUAUCAUCGCACGGAUAAUGUUAUCUAUCGGCUCAUUCGUGGAGCGGUGCAAACCGGUCUAUUCGCCUGUAUCUUUGCGAUAGGGCACCUGACGGCCUUCCUGGUUUCCCCGGAUACUCAAGUGUAUGCGUUCUUCGCUGGUUCAACAGGUCGCAUGUAUUCAAUAACUCUGAUGGAUACCUUGCAUUCUCGCGACCAGCUACGGGAUGCGCUGUCAGGUACUAUGGAUGUCAACAGUUCCAUAAUUCGAACACAUAAUGGGCAUUCAUCAUCAGAUUACCCGAGGAUAUUCCAAUUAUCUACUGUCAACACCCGCCAGGACGUAUUAUCCGAAGGUGGGCCUGGUCGCACCAAUACCAAAUUAGUUCCUGGUCAAGAUAGUAGCGGCACCCUUGAUACCGACAGGUCGGGUGAGUAUCUUUCAUAGCGUCAGUUAA
Messenger RNA from Desarmillaria tabescens, 1254 nucleotides. RefSeq lists its product as uncharacterized. Lineage: Eukaryota; Fungi; Basidiomycota; Agaricomycetes; Agaricales; Physalacriaceae. The record is from RefSeq and is a predicted model, not a curated record. The transcript has 15 exons. Bases 270 to 1244 code for a protein of 324 amino acids.